AUGGUUUACAAAGGCUGGAAGGACUGGUUUGAAUCCCACUGCACGCUUUGGAAGAAAGGAAUCGAACACAGUGACAUCAGCCUUGAUAAUCUAAUGUUGGACCCCAUCCUCGGCGUUGGUGUCCUGCAUGACUUCGACCUCCUGAAAAACAUCGGCUGGAACGUUAGAAGCGAACGACAGAUUGGGACCGUCGCUUUCGCCGCUUUUGAUCUCCUGAAAAAGGAAACAAUAGAACAUCACCCCGUUCGAAUGUAUCGCCAUGACGUUGAAUCGUUGAUCUGGGUAUUGGUCUGGGUUUGUCUAAACCUUGAAAGAAUUGGCGAGAAGCCCAAAGGCAUGGACCGGCUUAAAAUGACCAGACAAAUUUGUUACUUUCGUUCAUGGAUGAAUGAUCCCUCCGCAUCUGAAGAUGUGCGAUCGGACUUUUUGAAGGACUAUCUUACCGACUGCCAUGCAUCUCCACGUUUUGAAAAACUUUGGACCCUUGCAAUGCGCUUUCUCGAAUGGUUCAAUGACCGUGACAGGUCGAGGGAGAAGCGCCAGUGCUCUUCAACUGCAAGACAGUUGAAGACGGCUGUGCGAUGA
Laccaria bicolor S238N-H82 is the source of this 585-nucleotide messenger RNA. RefSeq lists its product as uncharacterized. The coding region runs from base 1 to 585 and encodes 194 amino acids. Gene Ontology annotation, biological process: protein phosphorylation. Lineage: Eukaryota; Fungi; Basidiomycota; Agaricomycetes; Agaricales; Hydnangiaceae. The transcript has 3 exons. The record is from RefSeq and is a predicted model, not a curated record. Gene Ontology annotation, molecular function: ATP binding; protein kinase activity.